Messenger RNA from Aphis gossypii (cotton aphid), 1758 nucleotides. Its product is annotated as erythrocyte-binding antigen 175-like. The transcript is spliced from 14 exons. NCBI's taxonomy places the organism in Eukaryota, Metazoa, Arthropoda, Insecta, Hemiptera, Aphididae. The record is from RefSeq and is a predicted model, not a curated record. The coding region runs from base 88 to 1713 and encodes 541 amino acids.
UUCGAUAAAAAAAAGUCAACAAUAAUAAAUAGCAAUAAAGUAUAUUUUUAAUAAAACGUUCUUUGUUUUUUAUGUUACGUAUUUAAUAUGAAUCACAGUUCGUCAAAUAACGAAGAUUUACGUGAAGAAUUUAAAAAUCUCAUUAUUAAAAUUGAACCAUACUAUGUUGCAUUAAAAUCAGAUCUUGAAAAGUUAUUAUGUCGUGAAUGGUUACACAAGUUAUUCAAAACUGCUACUCACGAGGAAUCACUGAGAAAUGCUUAUUUAGUCAAAUUACUUAGUCAACUAGAAAAAGGAAAAUUAAUAGAACCGUUUGACAAUCUCCCUAAACACAAUUCACCUUUGUUACCUUUAAUCACAAAUAAUUUACCGAAGCAAAAUGUUAAUGUUUGUAAUAAAAAAAAGAUAUUAACAAAAAAGGAACCUUUGAUUACGGAUGUGGUAACUGUUCACAAUACUGAUGGUUCUCUUAAAUCCACGAAAAAUCAUAAACAUACAAAUGAAAUCAAAGUUAAUGAACAUUUAAACCAAGAAAAACAAUUGGAUAUCAAUGAAAUUUCAGACGAUUCAAAAGAAGUAAAUCCUCCCGUGAAUGAAAGUUCCAACCAAGAAAAACGGUUGGAUGUCAAAGAAAUUUCAGACGAUUCAAAAGAAGUAAAUCUUCCCGUGAAUGAGAAUUCCAACCAAGAAAAACGGUUGGAUGUCAAUGAAAUUUCAGACGGUUCAAAAAAAGUAAAUCUUCCCGUGAAUGAGAGUUUGAACCAAGAAAAACGGUUGGAUGUCAAUGAAAUUUCAGACGAUUCAAAAGAAGUAAAUCUUCCCGUGAAUGAGAGUUUGAACCAAGAAAAACGGUUGGAUGUCAAUGAAAUUUCAGACGAUUCAAAAGAAGUAAAUCUUCCCGUGAAUGAGAGUUCGAACCAAGAAAAACGGUUGGAUGUCAAUGAAAUUUUAGACGAUUCAAAAGAAGUAAAUCUUCCCGUGAAUGAGAGUUCGAACCAAGAAAAACGGUUGGAUGUCAAUGAAAUUUCAGACGAUUCAAAAGAAGUAAAUCUUCCCGUGAAUGAGAGUUCGAACCAAGGAAAACGGUUGAAUGUCAAUGAAAUUUCAGAUAAUUCAAAAGAAGUACAGCAGCAAAAAAUAACGGUAGAUAAAAGUGAAGGAGGUGAUGGACUGACAUUAAAUGAAGAGACUAAAUUAAAAUUAGAAUCUGUUGAAAAAAUGUCUAACGAAUUAAAGAAAAAAACUGAACUUCUAACAAAAGAAUUUCAAGAAAUUGAGCUAUACGCAAAUAAAAAUUUAACUAACAACGAUCAAUUAACUGUACUUAGUGCCGAUUUGAGCAAAUGUAAAAACGACAUAGAAAACAUGUACAAUCUUGAAGUGGCUGACGAAUUGUGUGCAUCAAAUUUACUUAAAAAUAUUUUGGAUAAAACUACUGCACUUGACAAUACCAUUGUAUCAGAAAUACAUCGUUUAAAAACCAUGGUCGAGGACUCGUGUGCGAGUAAAAAAAGUAUGAAUUUUGUUAUGGAUCAAUUGAAAGAAAAACACCGCUUGAAAAUAAGCGAAAAAGAUAAAUUCCAUACUGAGAUAAAUAGAAAAUUAAUGAUCGAAAUUUCCCGAUUAAAAGAGUGUGUGGGUAAAGUCGAAGAAGAGGCUAUGUGUGAAGAAUUUAGCAACGAAAAUUACGAAGACGAAUAUAGCAGUACUUGAUCUGUGUUUUAACGUGUUUUAAAAAUACAAAUCAUGUAUAAAUAA